This is a messenger RNA of Ziziphus jujuba (common jujube), 1119 nucleotides long. RefSeq names its product clavaminate synthase-like protein At3g21360. The transcript has 3 exons. Gene Ontology annotation, molecular function: oxidoreductase activity. Lineage: Eukaryota; Viridiplantae; Streptophyta; Magnoliopsida; Rosales; Rhamnaceae. The coding region runs from base 26 to 1003 and encodes 325 amino acids. The record is from RefSeq and is a predicted model, not a curated record.
UCAGAGAGAGAGAGAGAGAGAGAGAAUGGAAAACUUAUGCAAGAACUUGUGCAAGGACUUCAAGGAAGGAAAAUGUGAAGGGCAAAAAGUGGUGGAUGGAGAAACCAUGCCACUGGUUCUGCAACCACCAGAGCCCAACAAGGGUGACUUGGAGUCUCUUCUUUCGGCUCUGAAGAAGAACAAGGACUGGUUUGAGCAGAUGAUCAUCAAGAACAGUGCUGUCCUCCUUCGAGGUUAUGACGUGAAGAACGCCGAGGAUUUCAAUGAAAUUGUGGAAACAUUUGGGUGGGAUGAUAUUCGUUAUGUGGGUCCUGCACCUAGAACUCAUAUUUACAAGAGAAUAUGGACUGCUAAUGAGGGACCUCUCUCUGAAAUGAUUUACUACCACCAUGAGAUGGUCUUGAUUAAGGAAUGUCCCAAAAAAGUAAUCCUAUUCUGUGAGACACCACCACCAGAAGGAGGACAAACACCAUUUGUUCCAAGUUUCCGGGUAACGGAGAGAAUGCUAGAGGAGUUUCCCGAGUAUGUGGAGGAAAUGGAUGCAAAGGGUUUAAAAUACUCAUUCACAGCUUAUAGCAAGGAUAAUACUUCUUCUAUGAGGGGUAGAGGUUGGGAAGAUGCUUUGGGGACAUCAGACCCUGCACUAGCUGAGAUAAGGGCCAAGGCUCUUGGCAUGGACUUGGAGUGGCUUCCAAAUGGUGGGGUGAAGACCAUAUUGGGGCCAAGAACUUUAACGAAAGUGUUUGAAGGAAGAAAAGGAAGGAGGAUGUGGUUCAAUACGGUAGUAGGCAUGCAUGGGAAGGAGCUUAGCUCUGCCACAAUGGCAGAUGGAACAGAGAUUCCAGAAGAGGUAGUGAAGAGAUGCGAACAGAUCAUCGAAGAAGAAAGCAUACAGUUCAAUUGGGAGAAAGGUGAUGUCGUUUUCCUUGAUAACAUGGCUUUGCUCCAUGGAAGAAGGCCUUCUCUUCCUCCUAGAAGGGUCUUGGUUGCUACAUGCAAGUAGAAGAUAUAAACCUUUCUUUUAUUUCUGUGUACAAUUUCUUUUAAGCGCAAGACAAUAAUGUUAGUCUAGAAGCUUUAACUUCCUUGAGCUUCAACUAUCACAUUAAGUUUUAAUUA